GGCCCCACCCCACGCCUGCCGGGCUACCCCUCGGUCCGGCGGGGCAAGCUGGAGCUUGGCAGGUGCACGCCCGGCACGUGAGCCGGGGAACGGGCCCUGCUCGGGGUUUUCGUGCCGCGCUUCUAGCCUCUCGCUCGGCCUCCUGGCCAGGAGCAGCACCUGGGGCCGAGGAAGCCGCUUCCCCAAGGCGCGGGUGCUGCCCCGCCCGCGGAAAGGGCCCGGGCCGUGGGAGCAGCCGAGCCAGCAGGAGCCGCUUUCAGUUUUCCUUGAGGCGGCUGGUUACUGUUUAACAUCCCCACCCACGUUUCAGUUUGUUUAGUAAAUCGAUCUGAUGCUCGGGCUCAGCCUGGUGCCCUGUCGCCAUUGAGCAAAGUUAAUAUCCCCCGCUCGAGCAUAUGGUAAAGGCUUUGCCAGCGAAACCAGCCCAGCUCCCGCGGCCCGAGCGGGACCAGGGGCCCCCAGGGGGGUGGCGGGAGCCGUUCCCGGGGGAUGCUGCUGCCGCCGCCGCCGCCGCCCUGACUUGCCGAGCUGCGACGCGAGAGGCAACGGAGCCGCGGCUGUGCCCAGCAGACAGUUCUUCAGCAGAACCACUCAACAUGAACACUGCGGACAAUGGAGUCAGUGGUCUUUGUGCAAUAUGUGGAGAUAGAGCAACUGGCAAACAUUAUGGUGCCUCCAGUUGUGAUGGGUGCAAGGGCUUCUUUAGACGCAGCAUACGGAAGAGUCAUGUCUAUACCUGCAGAUUCAGCCGACAAUGUGUUGUUGACAAGGACAAGAGGAAUCAAUGCAGAUACUGUCGUUUAAAAAAGUGUUUUCGAGCAGGAAUGAAAAAAGAAGCUGUGCAAAAUGAACGGGACAGGAUAAGCACAAGAAGGAGCACAUUUGAUGGCAGCAACAUUCCCUCUAUUAACACAUUGUCACAAGCUGAGGCUCUUUCUCGGCAGAUCCCCGUCUCGAGCCCUGGUGCUAGUACUGACAUAAAUGUAAAGAAAAUUGCCAGUAUUAGCGAUGUGUGUGAAUCUAUGAAGCAACAGCUCUUGGUCCUUGUAGAGUGGGCUAAAUAUAUUCCAGCCUUCUGUGAACUACCAUUGGACGAUCAGGUUGCCCUGCUAAGAGCGCAUGCUGGGGAACACCUCUUACUUGGAGCAGCAAAACGGUCCAUGGUGUAUAAGGACAUUUUACUUUUAGGUAACGAUUACAUCAUCCAUCGCAACAGUUCUGAAGUCGAGAUCAGCCGAGUGGCAAACCGGAUUCUAGAUGAACUAGUCCGACCAUUCCAGGAAAUUCAAAUAGAUGACAAUGAGUAUGCUUGCUUGAAAGCAAUUGUGUUUUUUGAUCCAGAUGCAAAGGGAUUGAGCGACCCAUUAAAGAUUAAGAACAUGCGGUUCCAGGUCCAAAUCAGUUUAGAGGAUUACAUUAAUGACCGUCAGUAUGACUCCAGGGGGAGGUUUGGAGAACUUCUGCUUCUAUUGCCUACCCUUCAGAGCAUCACUUGGCAAAUGAUUGAACAAAUACAGUUGGUCAAACUGUUUGGAAUGGUUAAAAUUGACAGUUUGCUUCAGGAAAUGUUACUAGGGGGUACGUCUAAUGAUGCCAGUCAUCUUCAUCAUCCAGUACAUCCUCAUUUAGCUCAGGAUCCAUUAACUGGCCAAACUAUUCUCAUAAGUUCAAUGUCUGCUCCUGUACAUACAGAACAGAUCUCAACUCCAGAAACUCCAUUACCUUCCCCUCCGCAAGGCUCUGGACAAGAAUACAAAAUGUCUACAAACCAGGCUACAGUCAUAACACAGCAAUCAAUUUUAAAACAAAAACCAUUGUGAUAAUUUUUUUUAUUUUUAUUUUUUGUUUUUGUUUUCUUUUCUUUUACAUGCACUAUAUAAAUUGUUAGGACACCUGGAUGGUGGAAACCUCAGGAUAGCAAAUUAGGCCACCCCUGGACCCAAGCAAGUACAGGGGGCUGUUCUUAUAAUUCUUCUGUUUCAAAACUCAGAAAGCAAGAUACACUAUUAUGAAUGAUGAAUUUGUUGUUCACUUGGGGAUACUGGUAGUCUUACAGCAUAUGUAUAUUUUGGUAAUGCCUUUGGAUCAUUGAAUUGAACGGGUUCAUUUGUAUUUCCCAUUUGUAGUUGUCAUCUUAAUAUUGUUUAUUUUAGAUCUGUAAGUAAUUUCUUCAUUGAAAUGUCACUUGGAACUAAUUGUGCUUGUUUAGCUAUGAAUGGUAGAACUUAAGACAUGGAUUAACACAAGCCAAGUGUUCAUAAAUAAUAAAAGAGCAGGUUGUUAAAUAAAACAGACGUAUUACAUUUACAGUGAAAAUACAUAAUGGAUAGGAGGGUCUGUUUCAUUAAAAUAAAUCCUAAUGUGUGGAUACCAGGAUCUUGAAGUAUGACUAUACCACAAGAGUUAAAUGUGUUGAAUGAUAGCUGUCAUGUUUACCUAUCAGUUUAUGUGAAUAUGGUAAAAUGAGAGAACCCGCAACGUGCAGCUGUGUGCUAAAAAUGAAACAUAGGUAUAGGGAAUGACUUUGAUCAUGCACACACACUGUGUUUGCUCACAGUUGGAAUUUGUUAUGAUGAUCUAUUUACUGACUCAGAGAGAGGUUUUCAUGCUACGCUUUCAUUCAUGAAUUAUUGACAUCACAAGAAAAUUGCUACUUCGCACAGUCUGGUUGUUCAUAAGAGAAAUGAUGUUUCCUUUAAUGGAGACUUUCCCCCAAAAAGCUGUUAAAAAGUGCCAAAUAAUGUGGUCUGUUGGGUUAUUUUAAUGAAAUAACACAUUGGAGUCAGAGAUUCAGCAAAGAGAUGUGACCUGGCCCAAAUACCUUGGUUUAUUACAACAUCAUAAGUUCAUACAAUCAUCAUGGAGCAGCUAACUCCCUGACUCUUAAAGCGGUAUACACUCAGCUAAAAGAACUUUUCGUCCUUUUUUGCAAACAUAAAGCCACAAAACCAUGUAAAACAAUUAGAAAAAUUUGGAGUUCUGACUUGUAAACUCAGAAUGCUUUAAUGAGAAUUCACAUAACACCAAGUAGUAUGUGUUUUCCUUUAGGGUAUUCUGCAAUAGUUGUAUUUGUAGUUAAAUCUGCAUACGAUAGCUCUUAAUGUUCGUCUUUUGCUUUUUAAAAAGUGUUUUCUUUUUUAUUGGUUGUUUUGUAUUUUUUAUGAAUAAGCAUAUAUUGCAUUGCUCUGUGGAGCAAUAACGUCUCCUUUCUCAUCUCCUUUAUGAUAUGUAUGAUUCACUUUUUGAUGGUCUUGAUUGUACUCUCUUUGAUGCCUAGGGGAGGUUUGCAAUUAAUUUCAGUGGAAGCAGGGUUGUGUCCCUUGUACACAAAUGGGACCAUAGACGCCGACCCUGUGGGUGCUCCAGGGCUGGAGCACCCAGAGGAAAAAAAAUAGUGGGUGCUCAGCACCUACCAACAGCCCCACAGAUCAGCUCCUCCUCCUCCUGCCCAUCGGUGGAUCCCGAGGAUCAGCUCCUCCCCUUCCCCUGCAGUGCCUCCCGCCUGCCAUUGAUCAACUGUUCAGUGGCAUGCAGGAGGAGAAGGA
Messenger RNA from Mauremys mutica (yellowpond turtle), 3545 nucleotides. It is a transcript of the gene HNF4G, whose product is annotated as hepatocyte nuclear factor 4 gamma. Gene Ontology annotation, biological process: cell differentiation; anatomical structure development; regulation of transcription by RNA polymerase II. Gene Ontology annotation, molecular function: RNA polymerase II cis-regulatory region sequence-specific DNA binding; nuclear receptor activity; zinc ion binding. Bases 396 to 1820 code for a protein of 474 amino acids. Lineage: Eukaryota; Metazoa; Chordata; Testudines; Geoemydidae. The record is from RefSeq and is a predicted model, not a curated record. The transcript is spliced from 10 exons.